CAGGUCGCAGCAUUGCGCAGCUCGUUGCUGGUUUCCCUCGCUCCCGUUGUUUAUACCACUAUCAUCAUCCACCCUUCGCCUGCGCAUUUGGUCGCUUCACUGCUGUGCAGUAGUAUCACUCGUUCGCUGCUCGCGUCUACUGCACUACUCUCUCCUUGAGGCCCGAUCAUACUUCUUCAUCAUUCACUUGUGUGUGCGCACAGACUUUUUGCCAGCCCGACAACGACCACUUGACGACCAAGUCACGACACGACCCGACACGAUCGCAUCGCAUAGUCUCUUCAUCCUCGCGCCAUCAUGAUGAACACCGCUAUCGCAUCCGUUGCCCUUUUUGGCACCUCUGCCUUGGCCGGCGCAUAUGGCUACAGCGCAACAGCUGUGGGCAACGCACAUGUCAUCAAUCAAUGCAAUUACCCAGUCAAGCUUUGCAGUGUUCCCUCCAGUGGUGGUGGUCAGGAGCAAGAAGAUAAGAUCCUCGCUGCUGGCGAGUCCUGGUCCCAGCCCUGGACGGAGUUGACGAAUGGCAACGGUUGGUCAAUCAAGCUUUCCAAGACCGAUAACCUGGAUCACAUCCUGCAAUACGAGUACACGUUUCACAACGAUGGUAUUAUCUGGUAUGACCUGAGCUGCGUCGACGGCAAUCCGUGGGACCAGGACUGGCAGAUCACAGCCAACGGCUCAGACUGCAGCCCCAAGCAGCAAGCUUAUCGCUACUCUACCGAUGACGCCUAUGGCAUGCAGUCCUGCAGUCAAGACACAGAGAUUACUGUGACCCUCUGCACAGGCACCUCGGUCGAUGACGGUUCGGCCGUGAACUCUCCUUCCAACAACACUACAGGAUCAACGGCACCUUCCUAUUCGACCCCAUCGAACAACACCGAACCAGCGGCACCUUCCUACGAAGCCCCAGCUUCGAGCUCUACGCCUGCCCCGGAAUACACCCCUAUUGGGUACAACCCCCCUAACGAGGAUACUACUUCCACGACCGAGAAUGCUCCGGUCACGCCAACCACCUUCCUUACAUCUGCCACCACCGAAGCCACUUCAACCGAUGAUUCUGGCGUUGUCAUCAUCACCGAUUUUGUGACUGUGUGGACGACUGCAGAAGCCACGGCGUACCCGAACCGCUUCCGAAGACACGAACACGGCCACGGCAGCCACCAGCACAACGCUUAAGAUGUGCACCGAUCUACACCUGCUUUGCAAAGAACAAGGCAGCAGCUUUAUGACCAUUCAAUUCUCCCUACAUCCUCACCGGGCAGAUUGCUUCACUCGUUCGCACCCGCUGUGAAGGCAUUUUUUUGGCAUGUUUCUUUGUCGAUGCCAACCAGCUCGGCCCCCCUUUUUCCCCUUCCAUGCCGCAAGAGAUUAUAUAUGUGUAUAUAUAUCCCCCCCGGUUUGGAGAUCUUUGUUCUCUUCUUCGAUCCCAGUCUUCGCUACGGCAGACUGUAUAAAAAGAAGCUUUGUUACACAUUGGUCCCCGGAGACGUGCGCAACUGGUGUUGCUGCCGCCGCGGAAACGAAUUGAAUGGCUACGAUCACACGAGCAAAUGGCAGAGUACACAUAUUGCUUAGGAGGACAUCGGUGGAAAUAUACAGGUGUUCACCCCCAGAGAGUUGGCGAUCAGCGAUAGAGAUUCCCCCGUACAUUCGUAUCUUUCGAAAAGAAAAUAAAAG
This is a messenger RNA of Sphaerulina musiva SO2202, 1677 nucleotides long. RefSeq lists its product as uncharacterized. The transcript is spliced from 2 exons. The record is from RefSeq and is a predicted model, not a curated record. Bases 298 to 1176 code for a protein of 292 amino acids. Lineage: Eukaryota; Fungi; Ascomycota; Dothideomycetes; Mycosphaerellales; Mycosphaerellaceae.